Molecule: messenger RNA, 1878 nt
Organism: Arachis duranensis
Lineage: Eukaryota; Viridiplantae; Streptophyta; Magnoliopsida; Fabales; Fabaceae
Exons: 1
Coding region: 1-1878 (625 amino acids)
Source: RefSeq, a predicted model, not a curated record
AUGAAGUACGAGUAUGAGAAUUAUGACCCUUCAUUCCCGGACCAACCGGUGGUUGAUGAAUACCUGCCGGUAUGGUCUAGGCUACCGGCAUUUGGGUCCAAGCCAGCAUUCAUUUGGGCUCAUGAUAACAACAAUAAGACCAUCCUAACCUACUCACAACUCAAUGCCUCAGUUGACCACAUCUCCUCCCACCUUCUCACUACUCCCACUCUUCAAAGAGGUGACACUCUCCUUCUUCUCUCUUCUCCAGGUCUUCACUUUGUUGAACUCAUCUUCGCUUCCCAAAGGGCUGGAAUUUUAUCUGUCCCUAUAAUCCCUCCUCACCCUUCUUUCGCUAAUGAAAAUUAUCACCACCUUCUUAGAGUUAUCUCGCAGACUAAACCCAAAGCUGCAGUUGCUCAUUCUUCUUACGUUUCAUGUAUCCAACGCUAUCUCUCUGAUCACAACAACAUUAAUCAUAAUCCUAAUCUUGUUCGUGCGUUACAAACCAUGAAAUGGAUUUCCAUUGAGGACAUCAAGCAUGGUGCUAAUAAUAAUAAAAAUAAUGAUAAAUUUGGUGGAUCCCUAACAUACAAUGGUUGCAGGGAGAAUGAUGUGUAUCUUGUUCAGUACACUUCUGGCGCCACCGGGAUUCCGAAACCGGUUCUUGUAACGGCGGGUUCAGCCGCACAUAACGUCAGAGCUGCUAGGAAAGUCUAUGAUCUUCACCCAAACAGUGUUAUUGUUUCGUGGCUUCCUCAGUACCAUGACGCUGGCCUCAUGUUUUUGUUGUUAACCAUUGUUUCUGGUGCUACUUGUGUUCUUACUUCGCCAACCUCGUUCAUCAAACGUCCCAGGUUGUGGCUUGAAUUGAUCUCUGAAUUCAAGGCCACGUGUACUCCGGUACCUUCUUUCACGUUGCCACUGGUUCUCAAACGUGGAGGAGUUGAUAAAGGAGUAUCUCCCAUUAAUCUUUCCCAUUUGAGGAACCUUAUACUCAUCAACGAACCUAUUUACAGAGACUGUGUCGAAGAGUUUGUUGGAGUCUUCGGUCCCUUUGGGUUAAGCUCUUGUGCCGUUUCUCCUUCUUAUGGUUUAGCUGAAAACUGCACCUUUCUUUCCAGUGCAUGGAGGAGUGAAAGUGACGCGUAUUCUUCUAGUAGCUUCCACGAUUUUCCAACUCACAACAAGCUUUUACCGGUUGCGAGACUAUGUAGGAAGGAGGAACAAGAAGACAUGGAAAUCGUGGUGGUUAAUGAAGAGACUCAUGAGCCAGUUGAGGAUGGUGUUGAAGGUGAGAUUUGGGUUUCAUCACCAAGCAAUGCUUCUGGAUACUUGGGACACCCUUCUUUGACGAGAGAAGUGUUCCAUGGAAGACUGAGGAACAUGGUUGGAAGAUGCUUUCUUAGAACACGUGACACAGGGAUUGUUAAAGGAGAGGGGAGAUACCUCUUUGUUACUGGAAGGUGUGAAGAUAUAAUCAAGCUCCAAAAUGGUGAAAAGAUUCAUCCUCAUUACAUUGAAUCUGCAGCGUAUAACAGUUGCACAAAGUUUUUGAGAGGUGGUUGUGUUGCGGCGUUUAAAGUUUCUGAAACAGUUGUUGCAGUGGUGGCGGAGUUACAGAGAACUGAGAAAGAGAUAAUGGUGGAUAAUGAGGUGUUGGGUAGCGUUUGUAAUGGGAUCAAAGAAAGUGUUUUGAAGAAGGAGAAUGUUCAAGUUGGGUGGGUUGUUUUGGUUAAGAGUGAAAGUGUUCCAAAAACCACUUCUGGGAAAUUGCAAAGAUGGCUUGCUAAGGAGAAGAUUCUUGGUGGGAAAAUGAAGGUUGUGAUGGAGAUGAAAUUUGGUGAUGAUGAUGUUAGUAGAACUUUACCAACUGGGUCGUUACUUUCACUUCUCUGA